Molecule: messenger RNA, 2390 nt
Organism: Cyprinus carpio (common carp)
Lineage: Eukaryota; Metazoa; Chordata; Actinopteri; Cypriniformes; Cyprinidae
Product: G protein-coupled receptor, class C, group 5, member C
Biological process (GO): G protein-coupled receptor signaling pathway; visual perception
Cellular component (GO): intracellular membrane-bounded organelle; signaling receptor complex; extracellular exosome
Molecular function (GO): G protein-coupled receptor activity; sevenless binding; protein kinase activator activity
Source: RefSeq, a predicted model, not a curated record
UUCAGGUUGGCUUUUCAGACCCAGAAGUAAGCACAGAAACAGAAACAAAGCCGGCUUUAGCUGUGUAGGUUUGUGCUGGGCAAAGCCACUGAGGCCUCAAAUUACCAGAGUACUAAAUUUGUUUUUUCCAGGUAGUGAAUGCAGGCGCGCUCCCGUGAAUGACAGCGAGAGAGGGGCGUGCAAGCUCGUGUGCGCGCGCGCGUGAGCGAGAGAGGGAAACUGAGAGUUUGAGUCACAUCACUGGCUCUAUCAAAACUCGCCAAGUGUUUGCCCUCGACUAUCAUUGAAGCUUUUUGAAGGUUUGUUUGCCUGGAAUACAAAGGGAACAUUGUUUAUUUAAUUUUUUUCUUCUCCAGGGUUUAAUACCUCACCUCAGCUCUCUCUGGCACAUUUUUGCGUCGCGAUGUCUUAUUUAUUUUCCUGCACUUGCUGAGUGACAGAGAAGCGACACAGUAUCUACGUCUGACUGCAAAAGAAACAUGGCUCACCUCACCUCCAAAUCCCAAUGUUUUCAUCUUCUGCUCUUCAUCGCUCUAUGCGUCUUUCCUGGAUCACUGGCCCAGACUUCGAUCCCCAGGGGCUGUGGAGAUAAUGUGGACUCCUUGUAUUUCAACCUCUGUGACCUGACAGCAGUCUGGGGUGUUGUAGUUGAGGCAUUUGCAGCUGCUGGUUUGGUGGCAACCCUGAUUCUUCUGAUCGUGCUGCUAGCCAGCCUUCCCUUCGUCACUGACAGGAAGUGGCGCAGUUCGUUGGGGCUUCAUGCAGUCUUCCUCAUCUUCACAUUUGGACUGUUCGCCCUCACAUUCGCCUUCAUCGUUGGAAGAAACUUCGCUACCUGCACAUCACGUCGCUUUCUUUUCGGUGUGCUGUUCGCCGGCUGCUUCUCUUGCCUUCUCAUGCAAGCCAUCAGGUUGAACAUACUGGCCAGGAGAAACUCGGCGCCCAGAGGAUGGGUUUGGUGCUUGGGGGCUCUGGGACUCUGGCUGGUAGAAGUUGUCAUCAACACUGAAUGGCUAAUCAUUACUAUUGUACGAUACCCAACUAACAUCACUGGAAUUCUGGCAUCUGCUUAUCCUUUUCCCUGUAAUAUCGAAAACCAGGAUUUUGUCAUGGCACUCAUUUAUGUUCUAAAUCUACUAUUGACAGUCGUGGUGGCAUCCGUACCCAUAUUGGCAGGUAAACACAAGCGUUGGCGCAAAGAUGGAGCCUUCAUCCUGGUCACAGGACUGAUUUCGGUGGGCAUCUGGGUGGCGUGGAUUGUCAUGUAUGUGUACGGGAACACAAAGCACGGUGGGCCGACAUGGGACGAUCCCACAUUGGCUAUAGUAUUGGUGUCAAACGCUUGGGUAUUUCUGCUGCUCCACACGGUGCCGGCGGUGUGUAGCCUGAGUGAGGAAGAUGAAGAUGAAGCUGUUGAGGAAAAUCUGUACCCCAGCAGAGGUUACGAGAACAUUCUGAAGGAGCAAAGUGCACAGAGCAUAUAUGUGGAGAAUAAAGCCUUCUCUAUGGACGAGCCCAAUGCAGGUAAUAAGCCUGUGUCCCCAUACAGCGGCUAUAACGGCCAACACCGAAGUUGUGUUUACCAACCGACAGAACUAGCCAUCAUCACCAAAGGAGUGGUCAAUCAACAGAUGGAAUCGUAUGACAAUAUAAUUCCACGAGCAUCCACAGGCACUCCUCCCAGAGCCCAGAGCGGCCACACCAGCCCCUCCGCACAGCUUGAUGAUAUGAGACAAAUAUAUACAAAUGUGUGAGAGGGUGGAAGAAGGAUUCAGAUCUAAUAAACUAAACUGGACAUUUCAACAGAAGACCCCAGUGAUCAGCUCACACCAACUUGUUUUUUUCUGGUGUUUCUAAAUUAAGAUUUGCGAUUUUUGUUUUUCUUUCCAUCGCUUUGGUCUACUGCAUAGACCAACUUCUGUGAACUCAGACUAACUGAGCAACAGUUAGUUGGUUUGCUCCACUAAAAGCCAAUGUGUGGGGUUAUCUCAACUGCUGAAGACAUUGAGACAUUGUACAGUAUGGCUUGGUUGUGCAUGGGACACAUUAAAAAGAUUAGUUGUACCAUUGACUGUAUAGACUACUGCAAUGCUACCAGCUGUGUUUACUAAGAAACACAGACCAGCAAAGGACUGUAAAAUAAACAUGUGCUUGUUUUCUGUCACUCUGUAUAAGGAGUUCUGAAAUGCUGCUUCUACCACUUUAAACGUAGGUGUAGCGACACCAUACAUAUGCCUAAGCUUCAAAUUACAUAUAUAAAAUGUGCAAUCACAAAUGUUUUGGUGCAGCAAAACAAGACUGGUUAUUUCGUCAUUUUCCCAACUUUGCAUUUAUUGUACGUGUAAAGUAGAAUUAAACUCAAUCUGAACAGAAAACCUUUUCAAACCAGA